Micropterus dolomieu (smallmouth bass) is the source of this 1618-nucleotide messenger RNA. It is a transcript of the gene prkab1a, whose product is annotated as protein kinase, AMP-activated, beta 1 non-catalytic subunit, a. Gene Ontology annotation, cellular component: nucleus; cytoplasm; nucleotide-activated protein kinase complex. The coding region runs from base 165 to 974 and encodes 269 amino acids. Gene Ontology annotation, biological process: signal transduction. The record is from RefSeq and is a predicted model, not a curated record. Gene Ontology annotation, molecular function: protein kinase binding. Lineage: Eukaryota; Metazoa; Chordata; Actinopteri; Centrarchiformes; Centrarchidae. The transcript has 8 exons.
CCAAAUGUUUUUGUUUUUUGCACCGAUGAAAUGGGUCUGAUGAGCUAACACGGACAGCUACGACGGUGCACGCUUCGCAGCUUUUUCUGAGUUGCUGCUUGGCUUUAAAACUUUACUGUGACUAAUCACAGUGACCUUGUACUAGCCUACAAGAAGACAAAGCCAUGGGGAACACAAGCAGUGAGAGGGCUGCCAUGGGCCAGGGGGAGAAGGGGCAGCGGAGGGACAGCCGAGGUACCAAGGAGGGAGACAGGCCGAAAAUCCUGAUGGACAGCCCAGAGGACGCAGAUAUUUUUCAUGGUGAAGACCUGAAGGCUCCUUUAGAGAAAGAGGAGUUCCUUGCAUGGCAGCAAGACUUAGAAGCAGACGACAAAGGGCCAACUUUAGACCGACCAACAGUCUUUCGCUGGACUGGAGAUGGCAAGGAGGUCUACCUCUCUGGAUCCUUCAACAACUGGGCCAACAAGAUUCCCCUUAUUAGAAGUCAGAACACCUUUGUGGCCAUUGUCGAUCUACCCGAAGGGGAGCAUCAGUACAAAUUUUACGUGGAUGGCCAAUGGACCCACGACCCAGCUGAGCCAGUUAUAACCAGUCAGCUUGGGACAGUCAACAAUAUCAUCCAGGUGAAGAAAACGGACUUUGAGGUGUUUGAUGCCCUAAUGGUAGACUCGCAGAAAUGCUCCGACAUGUCAGACCUCUCCAGCUCUCCUCCCGGGCCGUAUCAUCAGGAUGUCUAUGUUCCUAAACAGGAAGAGAAGUUUAAGUCUCCACCCAUACUCCCACCUCACCUACUACAGGUCAUCCUCAACAAAGACACUGGAAUUUCUUGUGACCCUGCAUUACUCCCGGAACCCAACCAUGUCAUGCUCAACCACCUCUACGCUCUUUCCAUUAAGGAUGGAGUGAUGGUGCUCAGUGCGACACAUCGCUACAAGAAGAAGUAUGUCACCACCUUACUAUAUAAGCCCAUCUGAGCGAAGACUUGACUUUUUAAUCCUGUCUGAGUGUGUUAACUGGACACUGGGGGCACAACAUAUCUUUUCCAUAACAGAGUUUCACCUGUUAUUCCAUUUCAAGUGGUACAAAGGUCCUUUAAACAUUACUUUAUCCAUCCUGAACCUUUAACACACAGGGCCCAAGUCAAUGCGUGGCCACUUGUAUUCUUUACCCAAACUUGAGAAAAACCAGCAGUCACCUGAGUGAGAAUCUUAGAUUAACCUAAGGCUAAUAAGAGGCUAACAGCUCUGAGAUUAUAUCUUGUACGCUCACUGUUUAUCCAGUUAGUGUACACUUCUGUUUAGGAUGAUAAAUGUCACUCAGUCACUCCAAUCCUACAUAAUCUGCCUUUAUUUGUUCACCGAUUGCCCUCUAGUAGUUUUCAACAACACUAGCUUUGCUUAGUAGACAUAGAGAGGCAAUAAUAAUGAGGUAGGACACUAUGACAUGUGUGAUCAAAACAGAGGAUUGGUAAUUGUGGGAAAAUCUGACUGAAAGUCCUCAGAUAUGUGAGGUUGCUGUAGGGUUUCCCAUUAAGAAGACAACAGCGGUACAAUCAAGAAUGUGAAUGUUAAGGUCAAAGAAGGAAAAAAAUAAAAUGCACUGCAGUAGUUUCCACUGA